Messenger RNA from Seriola dumerili (greater amberjack), 1209 nucleotides. Its product is annotated as low choriolytic enzyme-like. Gene Ontology annotation, biological process: proteolysis. Gene Ontology annotation, molecular function: metalloendopeptidase activity; zinc ion binding. The record is from RefSeq and is a predicted model, not a curated record. The coding region runs from base 1 to 1209 and encodes 402 amino acids. NCBI's taxonomy places the organism in Eukaryota, Metazoa, Chordata, Actinopteri, Carangiformes, Carangidae. The transcript has 6 exons.
AUGGUGUGGUUGCUGGCGUCUACAGCGAUUACAGUGGCUCACAUGGAGACAGAAGAUAACCUGGCAGUCAGUUCACAGAUCCUUUCUGCAAACAGUCCAGUGGAAAACCUUUUGACUGAAGGAGAUGUUAUGGUCCCAAGAACAAGGAAUGCAAGAGUCUGUGUAAACUGCAGAUGGCCAAAGUCAAAUCAGGUGGUUCAAGUUCCGUACACCAUAAGUGAUGCCUUUAGCAGCUCCGAAAAGGUCGCGAUUCAAAAUGCUAUCGAUGACUUCCACUUGAGCACCUGCAUUCGCUUUGCUCUCCGCACAGGCCAGACCAGCUACAUCAGCAUUGUGAAAAAAGUAGGAUGUUGGUCACUAAUUGGAAGAAGUGGGGCCACUCAAGAAUUAUCUCUUGGUUAUGGAUGCAUUAAUAAUGGCAUCAUUCAGCACGAGCUCAUUCACGCACUCGGCUUCUGGCACGAGCAAAGUAGAACCGACAGGGACAUUUACAUCAAGAUCAACUAUGAAAACAUCUUGAGCGGACGAGAAAGUAACUUUCACCUUCUUGAGACAAACAACCUCAAUGUUCCAUAUGACUACUCCUCUGUUAUGCAUUACGGAGCAAAGGACUUUUCAAAGAACGGACAAGACACCAUCAGUCCCCUCUCACCCACAGCAACAAUAGGCCAGAGGAUCCGCAUGUCAGACAAUGACAUUCUGAAAAUCAACAAGCUUUACAGCUGCAGGAACUACCUGCAUAAGAAUGGCGAGUGGGACAAUGAGUUGGGUGGUGUUUUGAGCCGCCAGUGCCCCUCUGGCCAAGCUGUUUCCGCCAUCAGAAGCUCCCACAAUAACGACAGAAAUGAUCGCCUUUGGGGGAUUUCGUGCAAGGCUUUCAAGGUAACCAGGACAUGCCAAUGGUCAAGAUAUGUGAACGAAUAUUGGGGACACAUGGACUUCAAAUGUGCAAACAAUGAAGUGAUUGCUGGGGUCUACAGCGAGUACAACUCCAUCAUGGGGGACAGGAGAUGGAAGUUCUACUGCUGCAGUGCUCCUGGUUUUACCAUGAUCAACUGCAAAGACGAACCACAGGUCAACUACUGGCAGGAGUACUUCAACUGGCCAGUCGCCAGCAGCAACUACCUGACAGGAGUGAAAAGCUCUUUUGAUAGUCAAACACGUGAUCGCCGGUGGAGCUUCACAUACUGCCAGAGGAAUCUUCCGUGA